AUGCCCAAUUCAAGCCAGAUCAGAUACUCAGGUCCUCAGGCUCUGGACGAAGUUGAGCUCGCCAGAAAGCCGCUCCUUGCGCUCCACCAGUUCUUCAAUCAUUCUGCCCAUGCGUUGAGGCUGAAAAUGGGCAUGUUCGACAGUGACUCUCGAAACUUGCAUCUUCACAUCUUUGUGGAUCCAUCUUCUAAGCGAGAUGCGACAAUGGAACUCGUCAUCGAAUAUGUGAUGAGAAUCGACAGCACCCCCAACGAAACUAUCACCAUUGUCCCCUUUGACGAUAUGGAAGACGUGGACUUGUUAAUUUCCCGACUUCGACGAGCAUUAGCCACAGGGAUCUACUAUGUGCGGUGCCAUCUGGAGGAGGAAACAGCCCUUUUCCUCGUGCGACCAAAUUUCGUCGAGGGUUCCGUCCGGAUGUCUAGCCAUUCGAAGCUCCUUCUUGGGGACGAAGAUCCCGGGGUCUCGCGCAGUCAAUUUUCUCUUGCCGAAAAAGUCUAG
Molecule: messenger RNA, 501 nt
Organism: Cladophialophora immunda
Lineage: Eukaryota; Fungi; Ascomycota; Eurotiomycetes; Chaetothyriales; Herpotrichiellaceae
Exons: 1
Coding region: 1-501 (166 amino acids)
Source: RefSeq, a predicted model, not a curated record